Mucor mucedo is the source of this 708-nucleotide messenger RNA. RefSeq lists its product as uncharacterized. The transcript is spliced from 6 exons. The coding region runs from base 1 to 708 and encodes 235 amino acids. NCBI's taxonomy places the organism in Eukaryota, Fungi, Mucoromycota, Mucoromycetes, Mucorales, Mucoraceae. Gene Ontology annotation, cellular component: chromosome, telomeric region; site of double-strand break; DNA replication factor A complex. The record is from RefSeq and is a predicted model, not a curated record. Gene Ontology annotation, biological process: nucleotide-excision repair; DNA replication; double-strand break repair via homologous recombination.
AUGGAAGAUACAUUUUUUGAGGAUGAUGAGCAUAUUUUCUUCGACGGAGACAACAUACCCAAACAAUCAAAGCUUAACGAUUAUAGUACCACAUGCUGUACAUAUACCAUCAAGCAAAUAAGAAGUGUAAAUAUUAAAGGAGAAUCAGGCUUUUAUAUUGACAACAAGAAAAUUAAGCUUGUUGGUAUUGUACGUACCAUCCAUAAACUUGAAAAUAGUGUUUCAUAUACUAUUGAAGAUGGAACAGGCGCAAUAGACGUACGAGUCUGGGAACCUAAUGUUUAUUGUGAUACUCUCAUGGACUCGAAUAGAUAUGUCUCUGUAUAUGGACGCAUUUAUGUACUAAAUAAUAAGCUUGUUACUGUCACGGUACAUAGAAUAUUUGUUGUUGAAGAUCCCAUGGAGAUUACUCUUCAUUUACUUGAAUGUAUUUAUACUCAUCUCGUCAAUGGCAAAGCAGAAACAGUUCUUGGUCUAUUUGAAAGAAAACAUAGUGGUAGUGAUAAUCCAAAUGAGUCUAUAGUUAAGCGAGCUAUUCACGAGUGCAGUUCUAAUAAAGGUGGGGCGUAUAUUCAUACUGUUGUGGUACAACUUCAAGGAGUAAUGCAAGAAGAGCAAAUUAUGAAAAUUAUCAGCAAAUUGAUGAAUCAAAACUUGGUUUAUAAGACCUUUGAUAACAAUCACUAUGCGUUGGCAGAUGGAAUUUAA